AUGAAUUCAAAAAGGGUAUCCUUCGAUCUAAUGAACCUGGGACGUCCCGUUCACACCGAUCCCUUUGAGAUGGAUCAUAUAGACAGCCAGGAGACGGGUCUAACGGAAACAUAUAUCAAUACACUUUUGCCCGAUAAGUUACUCAGAGAGAAGCUGGUCGAGGAGGCUAGGAAAUAUCAUACCGAUUUCUUUGUGAGGGAUCCAUCCAGUUCGGAUGAAUCGGAUGACUAUGCCUUCCCGGAGACAGUAAAUGAGCAAGUGCGACGGCUGUCCUUCGCCAAGCGAAGGAGAUUCCAUUAUACGGAGUUUGCAACUGUGGAAUUAGCCCGACGGCUAAUCUGUGACGAAUUUGCCUCGGAAAGCAGCAGUUUGAAGAGCGAGGAUAGUGCCUUCCGGUCCGAGAAGGUAGAGGAGGAGUGUUCACCGUGCUGGGUCCAAUCGACGGAAUCCUAUCCCUUCCUACAGUAUGAACGGAACACAGGUUUGUCGCAGGGAUCCGAUGAAAGUGCUCUCAAGGAGGAUCCAGAACCUGGGUUUGAUCCGAGCCAUCCUUGCUAUCGAAAGCUCGUGGGGCAACUUAGUUGGCCGGCCUCACCGAAAAAGGAAGCCACUCCAACUGCAAAUGAGCUAAUCACAGCGGUUCAGUCGUUAAGCGCAUUUCUUCAGCCAAGGGACGUCUCACAUCUGAAAAAUACAGCGACAGAUGUCAAGGACUUGCAGGAGACACUGGAUCGGCAUACCCGGGUCCUGGAUAAGGGCGGAAAGUGGGACCCACAGCAACCAAAUGAGAACCUAUUCAUGCCGGAUACACCUGGGAAAGGCACCCGUGCUCAUAGUCGAGCGGGAAAACCCGGAAAACCAGCGGGAUUUCGUUCUGUAUAG
This is a messenger RNA of Drosophila serrata, 882 nucleotides long. RefSeq lists its product as uncharacterized. Gene Ontology annotation, biological process: regulation of signal transduction. The record is from RefSeq and is a predicted model, not a curated record. Gene Ontology annotation, molecular function: protein phosphatase inhibitor activity. Lineage: Eukaryota; Metazoa; Arthropoda; Insecta; Diptera; Drosophilidae.